AUGAGCACUGCGACAGCGUCAUCACCUCCAGCGCGGGUACGAGAGGGAUUUCCUCCAAGAUCAUCGUCCGCUAACAGUCUCGCCUCAACAGACGCGUCACCUCUUGAAGCUCUGAAAGCGGCAGGUUCGCUGCAGCCGGCCACCAGAUUUGCCCUAGCUGACCUCUCCGCAUGUGUGCUACGCCUCGACUUCUGGGAUGAUGAGGAACCAGGAAGCAUGUAAGG
Strongylus vulgaris is the source of this 224-nucleotide messenger RNA. The record is from the annotation of a GenBank genome assembly. Lineage: Eukaryota; Metazoa; Nematoda; Chromadorea; Rhabditida; Strongylidae.